CAUCCCAGAGUUUUGGCAUCUCCACAAUGCAGCCUCAUGUUCCAUCUUCUGUUCAUCACUUCCCGAUUGAGCCCUUGCAUUCUGUGUCCAUACAAAUCGAACAAGACGCCCAACGUUGCACCUGACGCCAAGGAUAUUGUGCAUCCUUGCCGUGCAUCAUUACUUGAGCCGUAAGGUCUGCAACGUGGUGUGCAAAAUAUCGAAGUAUUGCACUUAAUCGUACCGCAGUUUCUAUGGAUCUAGUGUGGCGCUUCUCCAGGAGGCCGGGUAUAGUGUUUCCACGUGUGCCGCAUGCAGUUAUGCACAGGUCAUCGUAUGACCAAACCUUCGUGGGCAGGCCCUGUCCAGCACAAUAUAAAACGUUGUUGAUGCAAGGGAAUUCAUCCAACAUCUCGCGCAUUCAAGCCACCAUUGUGGCAUAUCCUACUAUUACGGCUCCAAAUUGGGUAGUCGCUGACAAUUUCGGAUUAUGAUAUCGUGUAAGUGUUCCGGGGACCAAGUAUCAGGGAGAAAUCUGGUCAUUUGUAUCGAUGGGACAUCAAACAAGUAUGGUGAUAAAAACACCAAUAUCGUCGAACUGUAUAGCGAGAUGGUCAAGGAUAGCAAGCAGUUAACGUACUACAACAGUGGUGUAGGAACGUAUGCCAAGGGACACACACACUGGAUGAAGCAGAUCGAGAGUGUCUUUGAUCUGGCCUUUGCGUUUCGAACUAUUAUGGGAGCCUACAGAUGGCUCAGACACAUCUUCCUGUUUGGAUUUUCGAGAGGUGCCUACCAAGUUCGUGUAUUGGCAGGAAUGAUCCACGAGGUAUCCAUCAACAUGGGACUCAUAUUACCCGGCAACAUAGAACAGAUCCCCUACGCCUACGAGCUUUACUCCGCCAUCAACAGUGGAAAGAAGAAGGAUAAGUUACUUGCGGCAGGAUUCAGGUCGACGUUCUCCAGACGCGUAGUAAUACAUUUCAUCGGUGUAUGGGACACCGUUUCAUCUGUUGGUAUCAGGAAGGAGAAGAUUUUACCAUCCACCGAUACAUGCGAUCACAUUUGCUGUUUCCGUCAGGGACUUGCGCUUGAUGAGCGCAGGGUGAAAUUCCUACCUGAGUAUGUCUAUGGAGGCACGAGCAAUCGACCCGAAUCCCAAUUGGCGCAACCUCCAAACAAUGCUGUCAAGGAUGUCAAGGAAGAUAAUGUCAAGGAGGUUUGGUUUGCUGGUAGUCAUUCGGAUAUCGGUGGUGGAAACAGGGAGAAGACGGGCAAAGCACUCAAUUUCCAAGACAUGCCUUUACUAUGGAUGCGAGAAGAAGCUUUCGAUGCAGGGCUUCUGCUCAAUCCACCCAAGAUAGCUUUCAGAUUUGAAGAUUUGAAGGAACCUAAUAUUAACGACUCGUUAACACUUCGGUGGUGGCUGCUCGAGCUAUUUCCUGUCAGACGUCUUUGCUACAACAAUUCUAACCAGCAUACAAUAGUGUAA
Molecule: messenger RNA, 1471 nt
Organism: Suillus plorans
Lineage: Eukaryota; Fungi; Basidiomycota; Agaricomycetes; Boletales; Suillaceae
Exons: 10
Coding region: 470-1471 (333 amino acids)
Source: RefSeq, a predicted model, not a curated record